CUUACGUCACUUACUACAAUUAUCUUUAAGGCCCAGUCACGUCACUCAAACUUGAGCUAUUCGCCAUUGAUCAGCACAGAGGAAAGCCGCUAGAUUUUGCUAACAAAAACUACAUUCUAAAAGUUCAUUUUCCAAUUAUUUGUUGAUCUUUAACACGACUAGUGCCACCAUGGCUGAUAAGAUGGAUAUGUCUUUGGAUGACAUUAUUCAACAAAGUAAGAAAGGUGGAGGUGGCCGCGGAAAUCGAGGAGGCCGCGGCCCGAGGAUCAUCGGGUCGAGGUGGGAGUGGAGGCCGACCCGGUGGAGCUGGCUCUCUGAGGCCGGACCGGCGGAUCCGGGCCCAUGAGGAGUCGACAGAACUUCAGCGGAGACAGAAGCGACAGCAGACCCACGCCAUACAGCAGGGUAGGAACACGGAGGAUCACAGAAAAAGGAGGAAUGGCAGAGGCGACGACGACGAAUGUUACAUAAUUUAGCCGAUCUUGUUAAAAUGUGCUGCUACACAUACCAGGUAGUUCGCAAAGUUGCUGAUGGAUGUGGAAUUAUCAACGGGAAGUGCGCUAUAGGGCACAACCCAAAGAAGAAACCACUGUUCAGAAACGUUUAUUCCUUUGAUAAUGACGUACAAAGUCGUGUUUGUGGGCCCAUGGUCUACAUUGCAUUUCCCCGCUUCAGGUCAAACAGUUGCCAGCCAGCACUAUUGAAUGUUACUGAUGUUCAUGUCCCAAGUUUCUGGGAGUGAACGUUAACUAGCUAGCUAACAACAUGUUGUUCAUCCUCGUGGGCCACAUCAAAACGGAGCUGAUCUGCAUUCAUAAGCUAGCUAGCCAACACUUGUUUGUGUAGUUUGAAUGCAGCUGGCCCAGAUAUUCACCUUUGGUCUUCAAAACGUGUACCUCGUGGGUGUUUUGGUAGUCCACAAAUUCUUAAUCUCAUUUGUCGGCCCUAAAUUUAAAGUCCCAGAUUUGUCAAAUUAUCAAGAAUUGGACUGUUUACGCAACGAAGCUAACAAAAUGGCGACACUCAAAAUGGAUGUUCAGUCAACUGGGCCACCAUUCCUGUGCCACAUUGAGUUUUUCUUUGUUUCAUACUUUUGACCCAGACUGCAAAGCACAACACACCCAAAGAACUUUAUUGAACUUUCCAUGGUCGGUUAAGGGAGCAUGACAAAAUGACUUUCACACGUUUUGAAGGAAGGAUUUUUCUUUGGACUUUUUCUACACUUGGAGGAGUUGAAGAAGAAUCUGGAUGUGGUCCUUGCCAUCGAGUUCAAGUCUGUUUUUUGUUGUUUUGUUGCCUACACUGCCAUUCUAAUUACCUACACAACCUUCAAACCAUCUGUAGGGCAGGAGCCAUUUUGACUUUGAAGUCCUGCCAUCCGUCCUACUAGCUUAGUUUUGGUUCUUUAUUUCCUAUAUUAAUUUAGUUGUUUUUAUUAAGUAAUAUGUGUGCUGUUACACUGACCAUAAAUCCACCAUAGACCAAUGUAUCUAAAUGAUAGUGAUGAUGCAAGAUUCUCCUGCCUGCCUAAGCAACUGACUCAAAUGUGCUCAGUCUGAUCAGCAGGAGCAGGGGAACCAGAAGUCAGCAGAUGCAUUUUCUCAUUGUACCUUUACAGCCCAGAGAGUUGCCGGACAAAUGGCAACACGACAUGUUCGAAGGUGGCUUCGGCGGUAAUGCUGGCGGUGGUGGGGGAGCUGGAGGUGGCGGUGUGGAGACUGGCGGCAAGCUCCUGGUCUCAAACCUUGACUUCGGUGUCUCUGACGCCGAUAUCCAGGUAAUUUCUACAGUCAAUUGAUAGAAAGAUGUCUGCCUAUUCACCAAACCGUUUUGACGUUAAACAUUAAUUGUACCGGCCAUGUUUCUUAUUGUGUUUGUAAUGUUUUUUUCAGGAGUUGUUCGCGGAAUUUGGUACAUUGAAGAAAGCGGCUGUUCACUAUGACCGGUCUGGCCGCAGCCAGGGAACCGCUGACGUCCACUUUGAGAGGAGGGCUGAUGCACUCAAAGCCAUGAAACAGUACAACAAUGUACCUCUCGAUGGUGAGCUUUAAUUGGAAUUAGUUGAUUAAUAUUGUUUUGAAGCUUGUUUGUCAUAAAAUAAUAAUGUAGUAAUUGAUUAACCCUUCUGAACAAAGAUGCCUAAUCUUGUUUUCCCUUUGCUCACAGGCCGCGCCAUGAGCAUUCAGCACGUCACGUCACAAAUCGAUACCCAGAGACGACCUUCACAGAGGUAUGUGAUGAUUCUAUAAUAUUUUUUUCCUUGUCAUGUACGAUUGAUGUAAAAAAUUUAAAAAUGUCUAGUGAUUACCAGUUGUUACUCAUUGAUUCUUUGAACCUGUUUGCAGUUCAAAUGGAGGCAGUGGUGGAUUCAACAGAGACAGAAUUGGACGCCCCAAUUUCACAGACAGGCGGGGAGGUGGAGACAGGCGGGGUGGCGGAGGCUCCAGGGGCAGGGGUAGAGGUGGACGUGGUGGUGGCAAACCGCAGCAGUUGUCUGCUGAAGAGCUGGAUGCCCAGUUGGAUGCUUACAAUGCCAAGGUAAAUGCAUGAAAGUAUAGGCAUGUCAAUUCUUCAAUGUAAGUGACUUGAUCUUUGUAGCUGGAAUUUGGUCCUAAUUUUCACUUGUUUUUAAUUGCAGAUGGAGACCAGUUAGAAUUCCCAGAAGCACU
Messenger RNA from Coregonus sp. 'balchen', 2669 nucleotides. Lineage: Eukaryota; Metazoa; Chordata; Actinopteri; Salmoniformes; Salmonidae. The record is from the annotation of a GenBank genome assembly.